UCCGGUCUAAACCGGAUGUAUUGACCAUCCUGCAGCUGUCAUGGCUGAAACAAAUCAUGUUUCGGGGCUUCCACUUCUACUUUUAUUAACGUCCGUGGUUCUGUUACACUUAUUUAUCUGUCCGUUCACCAAAGUUGAAGAAAGCUUCAAUUUGCAAGCGGCCCACGACCUCCUGUAUCACACAUUUGACUUUGACAAGUAUGACCACCAUGAGUUCCCUGGUGUGGUUCCACGAACCUUCAUUGGUCCCCUGCUCAUCUGCAUCCUUUGCUCCCCUGUUGUGUUUCUGUCUUCUCUGCUGAAUGCGCCGAAGUUCUCCGCACAGCUCAUCGUCCGAGCCUCUCUAGGAGUGUGCGUGAUCGCUGCGCUAUGGCACAUGCGACGAGAGGUGAGGAGGCAGUUUGGCUCCACGGUGGCGCUCCUCUUCUGCCUGAUGUGCGCAUCUCAGUUUCACCUCAUGUUCUACAGCACCAGGACGCUCCCGAAUGUCUUUGCGCUACCAAUUGUCCUUGUUGCAUUCACCUCUUGGAUGUCUAACAAACACGGUAGCUUCAUCAGCCUCUCCGCCUUCGCCAUCAUUGUGUUCCGAUCGGAGCUCUGCAUCUUUUUGGGUCUCAUGUUGGUAAUAUCACUGUUGAGCAGAAAGCUUGGCCUACUGGAACUUCUUUACUACGCCGUUCCUGCUGGAUUGCUCUCAAUGGCUCUGACUGUGGCGAUUGACACUUUCUUUUGGAGAAAACCUUUGUGGCCAGAAGGUCAGGUGUUAUGGUACAAUACCAUUCUCAACAGAAGUUCCAACUGGGGAACCUCACCCUUUCUCUGGUAUUUUUACUCUGCUUUGCCCCGCGGCCUCGGCUGCACGCUGCCGUUCGUCCCCUUGGGGCUCCUUGACCGGCGGAUGAGGCUCCGGCUGCUACCCGCCGUCGCCUUCAUCCUCGUCUACUCGCUGCUGCCACACAAAGAGCUGCGUUUCAUCAUAUACACUUUCCCCGUGUUCACUCUGGUGGCUGCUCGAGGCUGCUCGUUUAUUUUGAACAACUACCAUAAAUCUUGGAUGUAUAAACUGGGUUCGGCUGUAGUGGUGGGCCAGCUGUUGAUGAACGGCGCGUACUCCGGUGUUUGCCUCUACGUUUCCCAUCACAAUUACCCAGGAGGCCGAGGGAUGCAGGAACUACACAGGCUGUUGCCAGCCACGGCAGACGUCUUUGUUCACAUUGACACCUACGCUGCCGAAUCAGGAGUAUCUCGCUUCUUGGAGCAGCACCAACAUUGGAGAUAUGACAAACGUGAGGAUUUGCACCCAGCAAGUCCUGACAUGAAAAUGUUCUCGCACCUCCUAAUGGAGACAAACGCCACAAAGAUGGAGCUCCUCCAGGACACUCAUCGGCCCCUGGCGUUCAUACAAGGCUAUGACGGCAUCGCCUGCCACUUGUUUCACUUCCCUCCUUUUAGCGUGGCAUUGACAAGAAAAACUGUACUGAUGCAGAGGACCACGUUCAAGGGGUCUCAUUAAGGAGUCAGGUGACCAGCAAUCCCACUUAUUUCCUCAGGGUUUACAUGAAAGAAACGAGUAUGUGUGAAUCCUAAACCUUUUUGCGAGCAUGACGUGUUACUGAAUGUGAUUGAGUGGUUGGAUAUUGGUGGUAUGUUCUAAAAAAUAUUCAUAAAGAUACUUUUUCUUAUUCUCUUCUUUA
This is a messenger RNA of Phyllopteryx taeniolatus (common seadragon), 1694 nucleotides long. It is a transcript of the gene alg12, whose product is annotated as ALG12 alpha-1,6-mannosyltransferase. Gene Ontology annotation, molecular function: alpha-1,6-mannosyltransferase activity. The record is from RefSeq and is a predicted model, not a curated record. Lineage: Eukaryota; Metazoa; Chordata; Actinopteri; Syngnathiformes; Syngnathidae. The transcript is spliced from 9 exons. Gene Ontology annotation, biological process: protein N-linked glycosylation. Gene Ontology annotation, cellular component: endoplasmic reticulum membrane. Bases 41 to 1513 code for a protein of 490 amino acids.